This is a messenger RNA of Raphanus sativus (radish), 1990 nucleotides long. RefSeq lists its product as uncharacterized. The record is from RefSeq and is a predicted model, not a curated record. Bases 106 to 1872 code for a protein of 588 amino acids. The transcript is spliced from 2 exons. Lineage: Eukaryota; Viridiplantae; Streptophyta; Magnoliopsida; Brassicales; Brassicaceae.
ACAAACUCACAAGACAAUUUGCCAGAUAUGUAUGUAUGAUUUUGGAUUUGAUUUAAAGAGAAAAAAAAGGCGAAACCUUUUUGCUUUUCUUUUUCACCUAAAAAGAUGGAAAGUAAAGUAACAGGAGGAGAAGAAGAAAAUGGAGAGAGACAGAAAGUGGAGAGAUUGGUGGAAAAGUUGAAGAAUUAUACUACUAAAAAUAAUAAUAAUGGAGAUGGACCUUCAACUCCGGUGCACGUUAGCUUCUCCUCUUCUAAAUUCUACUCACCACCAGACGUUGUUUCAUCACGAAAGCUCGCUGCUGCUUUCUGGGAGUUUCAUCACUACUACUACUACUACCAAGAAGAUCACCGCUCCUUCUUUUCUCCUCCUCCUGCUGCUGCUGCUAAAAUGCACCGCCGACAGCAGCGCCACGGCAAGGCGGUGGUUAAGGAGAAUGGUCUCGACCUCUCUCAAUUCCUCCGGGAUCCCUCUCCUGAUCACCAGCCAGAGAGCGCGGGAAGUCUAAGGAGGCAGAUCGGUCAAGUGCUGAUGAAACAUCACCAAUCACUCGAAAGAAACAACCACGCUCUUCAGCCUGUCUCCCCCGCUAGUUACGGAAGCUCCCUCGAGGUUGCGCCAUACAACAAAGCAGUGACACCAAGCAGUUCACUGGAGUUCCGAGGCAGACCAUCUAAAGAAUCUCAUUACAAUCUCAAGACAUCGACCGAACUUCUCAAGGUACUGAACCGUAUCUGGACCCUCGAGGAGCAGCACGCGGCCAACAUCUCCAUGAUAAAAUCUCUGAAAACUGAGCUGGCUCAUUCGCGCCUCCGAAUCAAAGAGCUUCUCAGGUACCAACAAGCCGAUAGGCACGAGCUGAACGGCGUGGUGAAGCAGCUCGCCGAAGAAAACCUUUCGAGGAAGAACAAAGAAGUCGAACGGGUUCAGGCUGUGAGGAAAGAGUUGGAAGACGAGCGGAAGCUUCGAAAACGUUCCGAUAGUUCGCAGAGGAAACUGGCGAGAGAGCUCUCUGAAGUGAAGCUUUCGUUGUCUGAGUGCGUCAAGGAGCUUGAGAGAGGGAACAAGUCGAAGAAGAUGAUGGAGAUGCUCUGCGAUGAGUUUGCUAAAGGGAUCAAGGAGUUUCACGGUUUAAAGCACGAGGAUUUGGAUAAGGAUCAGAUGGUUCUUCAUGUGGCGGAGUCUUGGAUCGACGAAAGGAUGCAAAUGAGAUUAGAAGGAGGAGGAGAUAGCUCGGUGUUGGAUAAGCUCGGGGUUGAGAUCGAGACGUUCCUUCAGGAUAAGCGUAGGAGUUCGCUUGAAUCUGUUCCGUUUAAUGCGUUGAGCGCACCGCCGCGUGAUGUGGAGUGCGAGGAAGACUCUGGGGGAAGCGACUCGAAUUGCUUCGAGCUCAAGAAACCUGUGGAGGAGUCUCAUGUAAACGAAGACGAUGAAAAGCCGAAAGGAAGUCCGUCGAGUUUCCAAGUUAAGUUUGAGGAUCAAAUGGCGUGGGCUAUGUCGUGUAACGGGAAGAAGAAGACACAAACCAUCAAAGAAGAAGAAGAAGAUGAUGAUGCGGAGCCUGAGAAGAGCAACGGUAAGAAACAAGAGAAUGGAAGUACAAACAAGAAUGACGUGAUGGGGGAAAUGAUUAGGACACACAGAAGAUUGUUGUCCGAAACUGGGGAAGCUUCUUGUAGUAGUUACCCAUCUUCUUGGAGACAAGCGAGUCCAGUUCGACAAUGGACUUCGAGAACCGUAGCAGCUGAACUUCUUGGCUCCUCCGAGGCGUCUGCUGCUAUUGUUGGGAUAGGUCAAGGAGUGAAGGAUAAUACUUUGAAAACAAAACUUGCAAAAAGUUCAAAGUCACGUCUUCGGCUGUUCAAAGGCUGAUUCAUAUUCAUUGUUUCUGUAUAUUUCUUUUUUUUUGUAUAUUUCAAUUUUUAUUCUACGAAUUUUGGGACCUUGUAAACAUUAUCAAACGAUUUAUAUAGUCUCUGUUUUAUUUUCA